AUGUAUACUAUUUCACUCUUAUUUAUACAUUUUUAUUUUAUUUCUUGUGAAACAUUACUCACUAUUCAUAAUGAUAACCAUCAUAAUACGGAUGAAAUGUUUUCUAUACUACAAAAUGUACAUAAAAAAUGUCCUGAAAUCACUUAUCUAUAUGAUUUACCAUUAAAAUCUGUUCAAAAUCGUCCAUUACGUGUCAUCGUUUUCUCAUCAAAUCCGACUAAACACGAUCUAUUAGAACCAGAAUUUAAAUAUGUUGGAAAUAUGCAUGGUAAUGAAGUGGUUGGAAGAGAAAUAUUGUUAAAUCUAGCCGAAUACUUAUGCAAUGAAUAUAAAUUUAAUAAUAAUCAAAAUAUUCGAAAAUUAAUCGAUACAACACGAAUACAUUUGAUGCCAUCAAUGAAUCCUGAUGGGUGGGAAAUGGCUACGACUUACGCGUGGAAUGGUACUGGCGGACAACAACGAUAUCAAGAUAUUAAAACGAUGUUAAGAGAGGAAGGAGCGUCAGAUUGGCUAACCGGUCGUACAAAUGCAAAUAACGUUGAUUUAAAUCGUAAUUUUCCGAAUCUUGAUGAAUUCAUUUAUAGAUAUAAUCAUUAUGCUCAUCAUCGUAAUAACCAUUUGGAUAUGGAAACAUUUCAAACUUUAACAAAAGGAACAGAUUGUGGAAAUAAUGCAUAUCAAUCUGAAACAAUUACCGUUGCUUUUUGGAUCAUGCAAUUACCAUUUGUUCUAUCUGCCAAUCUGCAUAAUGGCGAUUUAGUGGCCAAUUAUCCAUAUGAUGAUAGUGAAUUACAUGUGCAGACAUAUUCUCCAUCGCCAGAUGAUCCAUUAUUUCAACAGUUGGCUGAAUCCUACUCUUUUUCUCAUAAAACGAUGUCAACAUCAGCUAAACCGUGUGCCGAUGAAUUGUUUAAAGAUGGAAUUACGAAUGGAGCCGCAUGGUAUCCCGUAUGCGGAGGUAUGCAAGAUUUUAACUAUUUGGCAAGCAAUUGUUUUGAAAUAACACUUGAACUUGGUUGUCGUAAGUUUCCACCUGGAAAACUCCUUGCAGCACUAUGGGAAGACAAUAAAAAUGCCUUAAUCAAUUUUAUGUGGCAGACUCAUUUGGGUAUCAAAGGUUUAAUUACAGAUGAACAAAAUCAACCGAUUUUCAAUGCAACAAUAAAAGUGUUUGCUUUAGAAAAUGAUAAAUGGCAUUAUAUCGAUCAUGAUGUAACAUCUGGUAUGUGUAGAAAUAUUGAUAUUAGCGCUACUGAUAGGGAUGUUAUGAACCCGAACCUACGUUCGAAGUUCGGCUUCGAACAGUUCGAUGUCGAAGUGUUCGACUUUAAAUUAAUGUUAACGCAAAUUUAG
This is a messenger RNA of Didymodactylos carnosus, 1353 nucleotides long. Lineage: Eukaryota; Metazoa; Rotifera; Eurotatoria; Philodinida; Philodinidae. The record is from the annotation of a GenBank genome assembly.